GUUUUACUCAUCACAUAUGGUCGUGAACUAUUCAAUUUGUGUGUUGCCACGUGUUUGUUACUAGUAUCAUAGGAGAGUAUCGUAUUAACUAUGUCUUCUCUCGUGAACAAUAGAGAAGAAGCACGACCAGUCAGCACAACCACAUAUUUCUUGGGGAUAGUGAAACAAGUCUUAUCGGGAGAUACUAUUGUAAUACGUGACAGACCCAUAAAUGGUCCACCUCCAGAACGAACCAUUAUUUUGUCCAAUAUAUCAUGUGGUCGCGUUGCUCGUAAGCCGUCGACGGGAAUUCCCACUGGAACACCAGAAGAUCCGUUUGCUUGGGAGGCCAGAGAGUUUGUUCGUACUCUUUUAGUUGGUAAAGAAGUUUGCUAUUCUGUCGAAACAGAACAGCCAUCUGGUCGCAAAUAUGGAUGUGUGUAUGUUGGGAAAAAUAUCAGUGGAGAAAAUGUUGCUUUGUCCUUAGUGGAACAAGGCUUAGCUGAAGUGAGAAAGCUAAAUCCGACAGUAGCUGCCAAAAAUAAAAUUUACCAGCAACUAGUAACCGCUCAAGAACAGGCAAAGUCACUUGGUAAGGGUCGUUGGUCUCCCAACCUCCCUGUUACAAGAGAAAUCCUUUGGUCAGUCGAGAAUACUCGUAGCUUCUUUGAGAGCUACAAAAACCGACCACUUAAAGCUGUUGUCGAAAAUGUUCGAGAUGGUUGUUCUGUACAAGUCUUCAUUCUACCUGAAUCCCUCAAUGAAAAGCCAAAUACAUUUGUAUACGUUACUGUCACAAUGUCAGGGAUUAAAUCUCCAUCGAUACGUUAUGAGGAUGGAAAAAUUGUUCCCGACGCGUGGGGUCUCGAUGCGCUAUUCUUUACCGAAUCCAGACUGCUACAGAGAGACGUUACUAUACUGUUGGAAUCCGUAUUUAAUCAAACUUUCGUCGGAAGCAUCCUCCACCCAAAUGGAAAUAUAGCUGAGUUGUUGCUGCGUCAUGGUCUUGCUCACUGUAUUGAUUGGAAUCUAAACUUAGUAAGCGUCCCAGGUGCUGCUGAAGCCUAUAAAAUAGCUGAAAGACUUGCGAAAGAAAAGCGACUUCGCGUGUUUGAAAACUACCAGCCCACACAAACAACGGAAGUACAUGCAGACAGUCUUCAAACAGUUGUUCCAGGGAAAAUAUUCAGUGGAAUUAUAUGUGAAGUCGGAAACGGUGAUAACGUCUCUAUCAAAUGUUCAGAUGGUGUCCAUAAAUUCUUUCUAUCCAGCAUAAGAGCUCCACGACCACAGACCAGCAGCAAGGAAGACGAUUCUUCUGUCCAACGUGGUCGUAUUCGUCCGCUUUACGACAUACCUUAUGUGUUUGAAGCUAGAGAGGUACUUCGCCAGUUCGUCGGAAAACAAGUAACUGUUCAAGUUGAUUACAUUCAACCGAAGACAUCUAAUACUGUUGACGAACGUGUUUGUGCUACAGUGCGAGCUGAUGAUGUCAACCUUGCAUUGACCCUAGUUUCAAAAGGUCUGGCCUCUGUAGUCCGUUAUCGAAACGCUAAUGAUUCUCGUUCUGUAUUUUACGGUGAACUUCUUGCGGCAGAAGAAAAUGCGCAGUCUAAGGGACUCGGAAUGUAUAGCAAACAAGAUCCCCCGAUUCAUCGUGUUGCCGAUCUCACAGGGAAUGUAGCUAAAUCUAGACAGUUUUUAUCUUUUCUACAACGUGCUGAGCGAUUGGACGGUGUGGUAGAGUUUGUAUUUAGUGCAAGCAGAUUCCGUAUUUAUAUACCUCGAGAGACAUGCGUAAUCACACUGUUGCUUGGAGGUAUUCAGUGUCCACGCCGGGGAAGAGUGGGUCCAGAUGGUGUCGCUUUACCCGAUAUGCCAUUCAGUAACGAGGCUUACACGUUUGCUAAGGAAUUGUGCAUGCAUCGUAACGUUGAAAUUAAGGUAGAAACAAUUGAUAGAGUAGGGAAUUUCGUUGGCUAUCUUUUCGUGGACAUUCCUGCUCUGUCUAACAAUGGACCAGAUAUUAACAAGUCGUCAGGCAAGAAAAAGAAAAAAAGGGUUGCCGAAACUACUGUUAGACAAAAAACAAAUCUAACUGUCUUACUAAUAUCUCAAGGUUUCGGUACUGUUCAUCGGGCUCCCACAACCGAACGAUCACCUCACUAUCACGAUAUGAUAAAAGCAGAAGAAGAUGCCAAAAUCAAUCGGUGUGGUCUGUGGUCAUCCGAUCAAUUCGUAAAGGAAUGGGAAGCCGAAGUCCAAAAUAAUUCAGAUCCCACUGCUUUGAGCGGUGCAGAGGACGGUAGUCUUAUUCCACUGACUGGUGUCUCAGAAUAUUUGGACGACUUAUCAGAACUACAACUUAAUGAAAAUAGUGAUUCGACAACUGUGAUCAAUAAUGAUAAUAUUAAGCAGUUAUCAUGGAAACCUGUUCAAAUAACCGGGAUCUCCAGACCUGCUUCUGGUAGUCAGGGUCUUCGAUUCUUCGCUCAACACUUAUCAGAUGCGUGCACCCUGGUCAAGAUUAGUCAAAUGCUGAAUAGCCAAUCAUUUCCUUCAUUCCCAUCAGAAUACUACCCUAAAAAAGGUAGUCUGUGUAUUGCAUGUUUCAGUUUAGAUAAUUGCUGGUACCGAGCACGUGUCAUUCGUAGUUCACCCAAAUCUGUUACAGUUCAGUUUAUUGACUUUGGUAAUGAAGAAGUAAUCGAUUCAGCUGAGUAUUCAUCACGUCUUUCUCCUCUUCCAUCUGGCCCACUAAUGCAACUUCCACCACAAAUGAAAGAGUAUCGUUUGGCAUUUGUUCAACUUCCUCCCGAUGCUUCCGAUCGUGUGUUUGCGGAGCGUGCUUUUUGCGACCUCGUUGAAAACAAAGAAGUAGGUGAAGUGUUUGCACUGGGUUCAUCUUUUGUUUUUCGUUUUAUAAGACUCUCAUUGGAGUACAAUGCGUAUUAAUAACGUCUGCGUACCGUUAGAUAAAAUCAAAGUAUCUAAUUCAUGACCGAAUUACAGAUAUAUACUUAGUAAUUCUUAGAUUAUGUCUAUGUUAUUAAUUUUGAUUCGUUCAGGUGUUUAAUCCCGUACACUUCUACACGUGAAGUCGGAGGUUGAUUAUGAGAAAGUGGGAGACACUCGUAAGCUACUAGUAUUUGAUCACAUAUGCCUCAGAAAUAUUGCUGGCGUCUGCUGGGAUCACCGGGUAAGUAAUAGUGAGGUUAGACGCAGGGUAUUAGGGAAUGAUGGUAAAUCAGUCGAUGAGGUUGUGAAUCUUCAUCGACUGAGAUUGUUGGGCCACGUGUUACGUAUGCCUGAACACCGAUUACCACGACGUGCAAUGCUAUCCGGUGUUGGGGAUGGUUGGAAGAAAGUUAGGGGCGGCCAAACCAAAACGUGGCAUCAGUGCUUGAAGUCACUAACUUCUAAUCCGAGUCAUGUUGGUAGAUGCAGACUACUUGGUUGGGGUCCGCAUGACUAUCGUAACCAGUGGUUGGAGACUCUUGGUGACAUGGCUCAGAAUCGAUGACAAUGGCGUCGGUGUAUACACUCUCUGUCUUCCCUUAAAUCGUGAGAUUAAAAUCACUUCAUGUCUUUCUUUCUACGAACUAAUUCUUUCUUCCUGUACUAUAUCCUUAUUGCAAUCUUUCUUUUAUAUAAUACCACCAGUGAAUUAACUACUUCUAUGAAUCUGGUGUCCAUCUUGUUGUGUUAAUGAGGUAUGGCAACUUGGACCGAUGCAUAUAUGUGCCUGGUCCUACUUUGUAGCUGACUGACUGACUUUUACACGUAGCACGUAUAGAUCGAAGUGUUAUCUAAACACAUUUAUUUUGCUCAUUUAUAUGCCACUUAGAUACAUUCCCUGUUAGCAUCACCCUUUAAAGCUCAGAACGGUUAUCAAAUCAUUCAAAUGAAGGCUUAUUAGUUGGGACUUGGUUUUCAACUCAGUUUUGAGCACCACUCCACCUGUUGUGAUUUUUGAACAGUUGGUUAAUAUCCCUUGCACAAAGAGAUUUAAUCCCUAGCAAACCUGUAGUUGGUCCUUGCGUUUGUUCGCGAAAUACAGAUUGGAUCAAGACAUGUUCAGUGCAGGAUCGUGUUGGGGUAUGCUGAUUACCUAUUUCUUAUCCAACAAGCGCUAAUGGAUACCUGGAAAAGACUCUAGAAUUUCCCUAUGUAAAAAUUAUGAACAUACUAACGUUUUUCUUAUUGUGAUUCCUACUUCCAUGCAACCUUCUUGUUUGGAAUAUAAAUACCUUCCUGCUCAAUUGUGUUCUGAUAUGGGUACUUAUCGAGUGAAUUAGCUUCCAAGAAUAAGCAAUAAGAUUAGCUGGGUCGUUAUAGAAAUUAUAACAGCGUUGUAGUAGUUUAAAUUUAUCGACUCAUGAAAAUUAUCAUUUUUCAAAGAUCCUCCCUUCUCGAUGCUUUAUCUGCAUUUCAAGAUGUGUUUCUGAAAAAGUGAUCUACUCCGUCUUCAGGUAAAAUAUUCCCAUAUUUUUCAGGAAAUAUAAACCAGUAGAUUUUGGGUAAACUGUAAUGCACCCAAGUCCGCUUGUUCGAUUACUUUAGUCUUCUUUUUUUCAACAGUUGAGACUUGCUGUUCAGUACGAAUCGGUACCGUGUGGAAACGAAUCACUGAAACCUGUCCCAGCAGUGACACUAUUGCUACCAGUUGCAGAUCUUAAAACAUCUGGGUCAUCUGUCUGUCCAAACGACAUAGACAUCAGUGAGUCACUGUUGUCUAAUGGUUUGGUCUGUGUUGAACCUAUCCAGCCUCAGCUUCUUAAACGACUACCACGCAAUCUUCUCCACAAGUAUCUAGAUGCGCAAGCAUUAGCAAAAAAAGAACGUAAAAACAUUUGGCGAUAUGGUGACUUUCGUGCAGAUGUGGAACAGCUGUGAUAUACAUUGCACAACAAUUAGAACCAAAAAUGUGCCUUUAAAAUACCAGCUGAAUAUGAACGACUACCGCCCAACAAUAGCAUCAACCUUAUGCUCUGAUUCAUUUUGUCUGUUGCUUACUAUAUGUUGUAAGAGUACACUUCAUUGUUGUGUUUGUCUUGGAAUUUCAGGUAGCUAUUCUUCCUUUUUUUAAAAAAUGUAAAAAGCAGGUUUACUUUAGUUUGUCAAUAUCUAUGAUAUUCUUGUUGUUCAUUGGACUCCCUAAGUACAAUAUAAAACUAAUGUUAUAAAAACCAGUUUUUGUUAGUAAACUACUUUAAUUUCUAACUUAAGUCACUUGUAUUUUCGUUUUACUUGACAAAUGUUUUAAACUAUUAUAUCUGUGGCAAUUAUGUUAAUUAUACGAAAUUAUGCUCCUAAAUAUUUCUGUACUCAGUAAUGUAUGUUUACGGUAAUAAACUGUGAUUUUGUUUUGUAUGGUUGCAUUUAAAUGAUCACAAUGCGCUACAUGCAUCUUCAUGAAACUUGACAGCUUAUUUCCUGACUUUGUGCGACACCCUCUCUAGUGAGUUUUAUUGAGUUUGUCAAUUGUAAUGCUGGCAGUCAGUCGUAAACAACACAGAACUUUGUAAUUAAGUUACUGUCACACCACAUCAUAUCGAGAUAAAACUGCUUACACAAGUGCCAGUGCAUUAGAAUUAGUAACAGUAUCUGCAGAAGUAAAAAAAGCGUUAAGCGCAAACAGUAUGAUUCGAAGAAAGACGAACUGGCGAAAGUAAGAACAACAAUUUUAAAGCACGAAACAAGGAAUUUAUCUGGUACUGAUUCUAACCCAUGUCGCUCAACUCUCCAAUGAUUGAUUACAGUGAUCGAUUGAAUACGAAUUAUGCAAUCUGCAUCCACUAAUAUGACCUACCUUAACAGUCAUGACUAGAGGAAAACUGCGAAGCCGCUCUCCAUCGGGGUUUAUUAUAUAUUGUGCCUAUGCGUGGAGGACGUGACCUAGACACCAUAUUAUUUAUUUAUUUGGACACAUAAAUAUUGGUACAAGAGAGCGCCAAAUAUAUAUGCGCCACACAAAACAAUGAGAAUUUAAAGAGGAGACAAAGGUACGGAGUGUAAGAAAAACGAACAAUAACGAAGAGAUUGGUGUAAGGUAGUGAAGUAAUAAUAAUAGUAAUAAUGAGGGGACGGGAAGGUACAAUCAGAAGAAAUCUUUCAGUUAAGGGAGACACAACCACUUUAUGAAGAAAGUAAAAGAAGGUUACAGCAGGAUUGCCACUGGCUUCUAUUCUGAGCCAUAUCCGAUAACGUCUCUGGCCACUGUGUUGCACCGUCUCUCGGACCCCAACCAGGGACCAACAGAAGCCAGUCCUUUGAAGCUUUCUUUCAUACCACGACAUGUCAUACACUGACCACCUCUCCGCUUCUUCCAACCAGUCCCAGAGUCGGCAAACAGUGCACGACGUGGAAUUCUCUGGGAUGACAUUCGUAGGACAUGUCCAAGCCACCGAAGUCGGUGUUUCAAGAUGGUGACACCAAAUGCAUUAUCGUCUCUGCCCGAACACACGAUGCCGAACCUCUGCAUUACUAACAUGGUGUUGCCACUAGUUGCAGCAAACCUUCGGAGACAGAGGAUCGAAUGCAGAGGGUUGUCUAACAUCCUCAACUCGGAGGCCAGGUUUCACAAGCAUAGACCAACCGGCCUUUUACAACCAGACCGACAUCACGAAAGCACCAAAGUGGGCCCGGAUUGGCAUAAGCCUCUCUGGCUUUCACUAUACAUGAACUGAUAUCGUCACUCACGCCACCACCAGCUACCUAGAUACACGACAUUCUCGACUACUAUUUGCUCACUAUCCAGGGUGAGUACAGGAUUGGAAUCCUGCCAAACUUGUAGAAGUACUUCGCACUUCGAAGGUGCAAAGCACAUACCAUACCCACGGACACUGAUUGCCAACUAAGUGCGGAUUGCAUGACUUGGGCGUUAUCGCACAGUAAGACAAUAUCAUCCGCAUACUCAAGGUCGAGAAGUCUCUUUCCAGACGACAGACCCACACCGCCAUUUCUUACAUUCACCAGAAUGUCGUCGAUGGCAAAGUUGAAGAGAAAUGGUGAGAUUGGGCAACCCUGCCUAACCCCACUGCUCGAAUGGAACAAUGGAGAGUUGUUGUAUGCCGUCACUCUACAUGGACACCAUAAUUUGCGAAUUGAUAACUAAUAAUUCAAAUAUCCAUUUAGACCCGAAGGCACAUUUUCAUUUCCCAAGGCCACCAGGAGCUUAGACGUGAUGAAUUCGUAGUUGCAUUUAUUCUCUACCUUAAUUUAAAUUUAGAGUUAGGUGUCAUUUGAUCUCAUUUCCUUCGCCUCGAAAGUAGUCUUAUUUUGUUAAUUUCCUCUCUUUGUACGCUUAUAUAACGUGUCCUUACCUAGAACGAUAACUCAACUACGUACAUUCACAUUUUAACGCUUAUUGGAUCAUUCGUAUCUCAUUACAUCCAUUGUCUCAAAUCUAAUACUUACUUCCACAGACAAUAGUCGUUAGACUACAAACAUAUAUUCAGUGGAAUUUCUACCAUUGUUAUUUCCUCACAGCUGAAGUGAUCAUAUAUCAUACAUGUACACGUCUUAGCAUAAUCCAUGAAAUUCGCAUAAUUACAUUUUAAUACGAGACAUUUAGAAGCAAUAACCAGUCAACAUAAGUCAUCAAAAACCAAGUGAUCAUGCUUACAAGCCUACUUCAAUAACUUGAGUUGUAAUUUCACAAAUAAAUAAAUGAUUAAUGACUGAAUUAUAGUUUGACAAAUAUUCUAAAGUCAUCGUAAUCAUUGUUACGUAAGAAUUAAAUAUUUUGUCUAAAUGACUACAGCAUGUUAAAACAGAGUAUAAUG
Messenger RNA from Schistosoma bovis, 7766 nucleotides. The record is from the annotation of a GenBank genome assembly. Lineage: Eukaryota; Metazoa; Platyhelminthes; Trematoda; Strigeidida; Schistosomatidae.